AUGCAGCUCUUUCCCUCAAUAGCGGAGAAGCAGGAAGGAUGGCUGCAGAGCACCGUUCGUACGCUCGGCUCGUACGCCCAGAUCAGCACCCCUGCCUACAGUCUUGCCGCCUUGUUCGCCUUAUCGACGCCGUUCGGUUUUGCCUCGCCCGCUCAAGCCGCUGCCGAAGCUGCAGCCAAGUUGCAAUACCAGAAGCACAUCGCUCAACUCGCUCAUAGCGUAUCAUCUCAAGGCUCUAAUGGCCUCGUUGCACGCCUAGUCGCCCAGGUGCAAACGCAAAAGGCUGCCAAGUCGCAAACGCACGCUCCUUUGCGCGUGAUACCGCCGUUCUGGCAACUGGCCUUUUUCGCCGCUGCAUUCGGUACUGGCGGAUACAUCAUCGAUCAAGGUGAUGCACUCAAUGGAAGUGGCGUAGUCUCUGCCUGGUCGCUCACUUAUCUGCUCUUUAAGACGAUCCCAUCCAUCAAACAACUUCCAAAAAACCCUCUGGCAUUCUUGCUCUCUUCCUCAGUGCUAUCGAUUGGACUCGGCAUUCACGGAUGUCACUACUUUGACAGAACAAGCUGGAGAGGCGACAUUCCUUCUCUGACCGCGGCUGAUGCACAAGAAGUCGAGACACAAGGACGAUCUAGGUUGAUUACCAUUCAAAAGGUCGGCAAAGUGGACAGCAGCGAUGCACCUACAAGCAUCUUUGCAGCCAAGCCCGACUCGGCCACAGCAAGUACGACGAGUAGCAUACAUCAAGCUACAUCAGCCCCAAAUCUCAUACACGGCUGCACUCGCAAUAACGACGAUGCCCGAACAGCUGCCUUUUUGUACCGCCAAGGUCGCCGUUCACCACCAGGUCCGAUUGUUCUGUGA
Mycosarcoma maydis (corn smut) is the source of this 861-nucleotide messenger RNA. RefSeq lists its product as uncharacterized. The transcript has a single exon. Gene Ontology annotation, cellular component: mitochondrion. NCBI's taxonomy places the organism in Eukaryota, Fungi, Basidiomycota, Ustilaginomycetes, Ustilaginales. The record is from RefSeq and is a predicted model, not a curated record. The coding region runs from base 1 to 861 and encodes 286 amino acids.